Penicillium riverlandense is the source of this 1155-nucleotide messenger RNA. RefSeq lists its product as uncharacterized. The coding region runs from base 1 to 1155 and encodes 384 amino acids. The transcript is spliced from 4 exons. The record is from RefSeq and is a predicted model, not a curated record. Lineage: Eukaryota; Fungi; Ascomycota; Eurotiomycetes; Eurotiales; Aspergillaceae.
AUGCUCCCGCUCAGGCGUCUCCUCCGACCUGCGCGCGCCGCUUCCUCUGUCUUCCGUCGCGCUCCAUACUCUCAUUAUUCAGAGCCUCCAAAUGUUCGCCAUGUAAGGUUCAGGCGGCCCUGGAUCAGGUCGUUCGUCACAAAGGCCUUGCUCUACGGCACAGCGUUUCAUCUCUGGACUACCUUCGUGCUGGUCCGAUUCGACGACGACCCGGAUGACGCAGACUUGGCUCAGGAACCCAGCCCCAGCCAGGCGGCUGCGCGCCGAAACCUCCACGGCGGCAAUGAAUCUGGUGGAGGCGAUGUCGAAGAGGUGGAAGCAGAGAGUCCUCUGUUCAUCCCGUUGGGCUGGUCCUGGCUACAAGAGGGCGAGCGGUACACAGCAGCGGACCCGGAAUGGCAACAGUUUGAACUGGCUACGAUCGUACAGGAUUCUGUCUCCGGUCGAAUUUCGCAAAUCCUCGGGGGGCCCAUCUCGAUCACCGGAUUUUGGCUCGUCCAUCAGUUCCCGUCCCGCGCUCCACCGUACUACAUGCGGUCAGGGAUCGAGUACUCCGAUGACGGUCUAUCUUGGGUUUCCAAACCUCUGGAUCCCGAAGUGGGUGACCGAUUGCAGAGUUACAUGAAACCGGUCCACGUGGCUCUCGCGAUUAAGGAUGCAUAUAUGUUGGUCUUGAAAAGGCAAUGGGCCCGCUUUACGGAUCCCGAAGGACAGGCGCUGGAUGUUGUGGAGGGUCUCUCGGAGGGUCGCCUUUCUCCAAACGGUGAAAACCUGGAUGCGGUUCAACAGCGCGAAUCUCCCGGUUUGCCAAUGCCGGACGGUCUGCAGGAAAACCCCGCACCUAGCUCCAUCUCUCACCCAUCCUCGAUCCUCUCCUCGCUACAACGGCUCCCCCUGCCGAAUCUCGGCCCCGGAUCCGAUCUGUACCUGGCGUCGAUGGCUUUCAAGUUGCGCUUGAGCGAUUACCGGAGCCGAACUCCACGGACUCCUCGCCGAGGCACCUUCUUUAUCUCCGGGCCGGUGGGCCUGAAGGGCCCGAAUGGCUUCUGCCGAUUCGAAGUGAGGGGCGAGUAUGAUCCAGCGACCGGACAAUGGCGAACGGUGGACCUGUUGCUGAAGGACUUGAACUUCCGGCGACAACGGGCGCUGGGGUGA